This is a messenger RNA of Rhopilema esculentum, 1092 nucleotides long. RefSeq lists its product as uncharacterized. The record is from RefSeq and is a predicted model, not a curated record. Lineage: Eukaryota; Metazoa; Cnidaria; Scyphozoa; Rhizostomeae; Rhizostomatidae.
AUGGCAGCCUCAAAGUCAAGUGAUGAGGAAGUUAACAACGAUCAAGAUUUGGCCUUCGUGGCAAACAUGGGAAAAUUAAUAGAGCACAAUGCCCUUGGCAUAUCUUUAGCCAUUGGUUACCGUGUAGGACUGAUUGAAGUUCUUGCAAAUCUUGACGAACCCAAGACUUCGAUUGAAAUUGCUGACAAAGCUGGCCUAAAUGAGAGAUAUGUUAGAGAAUGGUUGGCAAUCUUGGCAGUUGCAAAGGUGAUAAAUGUUGACAAAGAGACUAAUACCUAUUUCCUUCCAAGGAACCGUAGGAAAUUUCUAAACAGCCCUUAUACCAGAUUCAACUUUGAAGUAUUCUUCACAAUGUUCCCACCAAUUAUACCUCAGUUAGAAACAUGUUUUAGUAAGGGUGGAGGCAUAUCAUAUGAUAGCUAUGCUGGAUUCCAUGCGUGGAUGGACUCAUUGUCAUCGUAUGGCCACAAGAUGACAUUGUUACAACAUCACAUACCAUCAAUAGAAGGCUUGCAUGAGAAGCUGGAGUCAGGUAUAUGUUGCCUGGAUGUAGGAUGUGGGAUGGGAAGCCCAGGGCUGUUAUUAGCAAAAGAGUAUCCAAAAAGUCAAUUCUAUGGUUUUGACUUAUCUGAAGAGGCAAUAACUCAUGCUAAAGAAGAGGCAGAUAAAUUGGGAUUGCAAAAUAUUAAUUUCUUGGUGAAAGACUGUGCAAAGUUUUAUCCAGAAUAUGAGGAAAUGUUUGACUACAUAUCAGCCCAUGAUGCAAUCCAUGAUCAAGCAUAUCCAGCUGCUGUUUUGUCAUCCAUUUUCAAGAUGAUGAAAAAGGGUGGGAUUUUCUCAAUGAUUGAUGUUGAGGCACACAGUCAUCCUGCUGACAAUAUAGAUGUUUCAAAAGCAACUUUGAAGUAUACCUAUAGUCUUAUGCAUUGCAUGCCUGUCAGUCUUUAUUUUGAAGGUGGAGCUGGCCUGGGUACUUGCUGGGGAAGGGAGCUGGCUACACAAAUGCUGAAAGAAGCAGGCUUUUCAAAAGUUGUCAUGAAAAAUUAUGCUGGAGAAUCAUUCAAUCUAAGUUAUGUUGCAACAAAAGAAUAA